CCAUUCGGCUCUCAUUUUGUUCAGUUCGUAAGACCCGACGCGCCAGCAAGAACCAGGCCGAGACAACGUUAUAUGCCCCCCUCGCGCGCUCGCUUCUGGUGGCCCGCGCAGCCUUUCCGUGUCCGUGUCCGUGAUUGUGCGUGUCCCGUGCCAGUUGUGCCUUUGGUGGCCGUACAAGCGGAAUGGCAAUGAGAAUCAAGCAGCUCUAAGCGUGCCACAAAAUCAGCCACACAAAAGCUUCAAAGGAAAAAGGAACAAGGAAAAACACAAACAACAAGCGAACGCAAAAGAAAAACUCUCAUCAGCGAAUGAAAAUGCGAAAUCACAAAGAAAAUGGAAACCGUCUGGCGGUCAGCUCCUCGUCGUCCGCCUCGUCGUCCGCCUCCUCCUCGUGCUCCUCCAGCAGCACGACGGAUCUGAGCAGCAGCGGAAACGUGAACGGCAUCAGUCUCCCGCAGCAGUUGGAGAAUAACAAUAAGAUUUCGGUGGUGUCCAAGCUGCUGCUCAAGUCCGCUGGCAUCGGUGGCAAGGAUCCACAGUCCCGGAGAGAUGCCACAACCAACAGCAACACUAACAGCAACAGCAACAACAGCAAUGCCAGCUUCAGUUCCGCAUCGAUCGCCGGCUCCAUCAUACAGGACCACCACCACCAGCACCAGCAGCAGCAGCAGCAGCAGCAACAGCACCACCAUCUCCAUCCGCAACAGCAGCAGCAGCAGCAGCAAAUGGAUCAGUGCGGUUUGACCCAAGCGGGAUUGGAGGAGUACAACAUACGAUCCUCCUCGCAGUACUACGACCAGACGGCAUUCCAUCACCAGAAGCAGGCCUCGUACGCCCAAUCCGAGGGCUAUCACAGCUAUGUCUCUAGCUCGGAUUCCACAUCGGCCACGCCAUUCUUGGACAAAUUACGUCAGGAGAGCGAUCUGCUGUCGCGGCAGUCACAUCACUGGUCUGAGAACGAUCUCUCGUCGGUCUGCAGCAACUCGGUGGCACCCUCGCCCAUACCGCUGAUGGCACGCCAAUGCAGCAGCAGCAGCAGCGGUGCCAGCAGCAAUGGACCUGGCUCCCAUCACUCCCACUCCCACUCACAUUCCCAUUCCCAUUCCCAUUCCCAUAGCCAUUCCCAUGGCAACUCCUCCUCCUCUUCCGCCUCGACAGCCAGCUCCAAUAGCAACAGCAACAACAGCAACAACAACAUCAUCGGCAGCAGCACCAGCAAUGGGAACAGCAAUAACAACAGCUCCGAGAGCACUUCAUCCACGGAAACCCUGAAAUGGUUGGGCUCCAUGAGCGAUAUAUCCGAGGCGAGUCAUGCCACGGGCUACAGUGCCAUUGCGGAAUCGGUUUCCUCCUCGCAGCUGAUUGUCCACAGCUCCCGGGUGCCGACCCCGAAGCGACACCACAGCGAGAGCGUGCUCUACCUGCACGACAGUGAUCCCCCAACGACGACGGUGACGGUGACGGUGACGGCGACGGCGACGACGAUGACCUCCUCCUCCCCCACAGAGAGCUGCUCCUCGCAGCACGUCCUGCAUGCCACACAGGCCUCUGAGGACGGUAGCAGCUGCAGCAGCAGCAGCAGCAGUUCGAUGGCAAUGCAACCGCUGCGCGUCCAGCAUCGCCACAGUCCCAGCUAUCCGCCCGUGCACACGUCCAUGGCCCUGCACCACUUCCACCAGCAGCCCCGGAUGAGCACACAAAGUUCCUUGCCCGAACUGGAGUCGCCCACGGAUAAGCCUCGCUCGCUGAUGGGCCAAUCCCACUCCACAGGCGAUCUCCAGCAGCAGCACCAUCACCACCAGCACAACUUGGGGCGCGCCGGCCAGCAGCACAAGUCCAGCAUUUCGAUGACCAUAUCCAGCAGUGAGCCCCAAUCCCAGACACAGCCCCAGCCGCUGCUGCCGUCCAGUAAGGCUGGCAAGCAGCCGCUGAUCAAGUCAGACGUCCUCAGCUGCAGUGCACCCAAUGUGGGGGAGCAGUCGGCGGCCGGCGCCAACGACUCGUAUCGCAGCAACCAUCGCCUGUUCCCGGUCAGCACCUACACGGAGCCUGUCCACAGCAACACCUCGCAGUACGUGCAGCAUCCCAAGCCGCAGUUCAGCUCCGGCCUGCACAAGUCCGCCAAACUACCUGUGAUAACGCCAGCGGGAGCGGCUGUCCAGCCCACCUGGCACUCGGUGGCCGAGAGAAUCAACGACUUUGAGCGCAGCCAAAUGAUCGAACCGCCGAAAUUUGCCUACCUGGAGCCCAGCAAGACCCAUCGCCUGUCGAAUCCCGCUCUAAAGGCCCUCCAGAAGAACGCCGUGCAGUCGUACGUGGAGCGCCAGCAGCUGCAGCAGAAGGAGGAGCAGCAGCUGCUGCGCCCCCACUCCCAGUCCUAUCAGGCGCUGCAUGUGGAGCGCAAGUCGCUGCCGAACAACAUGAGUCCCAUCAUGAUGGGAUCCUCGUCGUCGAGUGGUUGCAGCUCGCCCACGCCACCACCGCCGCCACCACGCUCCCGCUCGCUGCUGCCCACGCUGUUGCGCCGCUCCAGCUCCGCCUCUGACUAUGCCGAGUUCCGGGAGCUGCAUCAGGCGAAGGUGCCUCCUCCCAGCAUACGGAACAUCAGCAGUGCGGAGAAGCUCUCCUUCAACGACUGUGGCAUGCCGCCGCCUCCGCCGCCACCUCGCGGACGCGUGGCCAUGCCCCCGCGACGCACUUCCUCGGCCACGGAAUACGCCCCAAUGCGGGACAAACUGCUCCUGAAACAGGCAGCGGCCCUGGCCCACCAGCAGCACCAUCCGCAGCAGCACCGACAGGCCGCGUACCAGCCGCAGGCGCCCGAGCGUCCGCCCAAGCAUCCGAAUCUGCGUGUGCCCUCGCCCGAUCUGCCACCGCCGCCUCUCGGGCCAGAGCUAGACACCAGCUACACCUUUGACGAGCCACUGCCACCGCCACCGCCGCCGGAAGUGCUCCAGCCACGCCCACCGCCAUCGCCCAAUCGACGCAACAGCUUCGCUGGGGCAUCCACGCGUCGCUCGGCCUACGCGCCGCCGCCAGCCACAGUCGCAGUCGCAGUCGCAGCCACAGCCCCAAUAGUUCCAGCAGCCAAGGUUCCUCCUCUUGUGCCCAAGAAGCCAACGAGCUUGCAGCACAAACAUCUCGCAAAUGGAUCCGCCAAUCUGCCCACUAACAAUCGCAAGCGUCCGCAUCACACGCCACCGCAGCAGCCCAUCCUCGAAAAUGUUAUUGUGGCGCCUCAGGUGCCGCCGCCACUAAUGCCGCGUGCCCGGCCCACGGCCAAUGACAUUGUCAUCGCCAGCAAUCCGGAGAGCCAUCAGCAGAGGGGAUCGAAUUCCAAGGCCAAGUAUCUGCCGCGCCAGAGCCUGGAGAAGCUGAACAACACGGACCCGGACCAUGGCAUCUACAAGCGCACGCUCACCUCCAACGAGGACCUGGUGGCCCACCCGAAGCCCACCUAUGGGGUGAGCGGUAAGCUGCCCAACAAUCUGCCAGAUGUCCUGCCACUGGGCGUGAAGCUGCAGCAGCAGCCGGCGAAGCCACAGCCCGGCUCUCCGAACGGAGAGGGUAACGUGACUCUGCGCUACGGCUCCAACAAUAACCUCGCAACGAAAUCACCCACGAAUGCCACACCUCCCUACACCAUGAUCUAUGGCCAGGCGAUGGCGGGUGGCGGGCAGCGAUACUCCACGCCGCCACUGGGACACGGAUACGGAAAGGCGACGUCCCAGCACUACACGAGAUCUCAGUCGUACGACGUGAAGCAGACCUCCGUCCUGCCCGCACAGAAACAGCUCAUGUCCCAGUCACAUGUGGACCUGAAGCAAGCCGUCCAUGACCUCGAGACGACGCUGGAGGAGGUGAUCCUGCCAACGCCAACGCCGACGCCCACCGAGACACCGACGCCAACGCCGCCGCGCCUCUCGCCGGCCACAUCCAACUCGGACUGCAGCCUGAGCUCGCACAACAGUUCGCUGGAGUGCAGCAUUAUUCCUAACACGAAUGCGAACACGGUUCCUAAUCCCGAGGCGCACAUCUUCCGCGCCGAGGUGAUCAGCACCACUCUGACAACGAGCGCACCUCCCAAGCCCGUAAUGAACCGCCAGGACUCUCUGAGAGAGAACAUCGAGAAGAUCACCCAGCUGCAGUCGCAGCUAAUGUCAGCGCAUCUGUACGACUCCGGCUUGCUUGGUGGCUACACCAGCACCAAGUUGGCAAACACCAGUCCCAGUCCCAGCACAGAGCUCCAUCAACAGUCGCUGCAGCCGCCGCCGAGUCCGCCCAGUCCACCGCCCGUCGAGGAAGACCCAAUCGAAGCGCAAGGUGCGGCAAACGAAGGGCUGCAGCUGAUGCAACGCAGCGAACUCGUGCUGAUGGUCAAUGUAAAGCCCACCACCAUGGACAUGGGCUGCCAAACGGAUGAGAUGGCGAACCGGGACACCGAUCUGGUGGCGGGACGGGAGGAGCAACAGACGCGGACUACACUGCAGCCGCGCCAGCGUCAGGCCGUUGAGCUAGACUACGAGAACCUGAGCAGUGAGCUCCUGCAGCUGCUGGCGCCCAACGACAAGCUCGUCGACAUCCUCACACCAAAGAGCUGCAGGCCCACCUCCCACUACGUUAGUAAUCUGUACAAUCCGAAUGUGCCACUCCGUCUGACCAAGAGGGACGUGGGCACUUCCACCCUGAUGCGAAUGAAGGCGGCGGCGGCUCCCACAGAGACCACCAAGGUGGUCAGUGUUGAGCUGCAGCUCGGCGAUGCGAGUGGCGAGGGAGCGAAUGUCAUCAAAAAGAAGCUGGAUGAGCUGAUCAAACGGUUGAAACAAAAAAUUGGUGCCCUCAAGCAUGAGCAGCAAACCAUUGGCGAGGAGUGCUCGAUGAACGACAAACUGGGUCAGGAUCUUUUUGCCAAGCUGGCGGAGAGUGUUCGCCCCAGCCAGGCAUCCAAGUUCCGGACCUACAUCGACGAUGUGGGUCACAUCACGAGUCUGCUGCUUUCCCUGUCCGAACGUCUGGCCCAUACCGAGUGCAGCCUAGAAUCACGUCAGCAGGAUAAGAGCGUGCUGGAAUCGAAGCGGACGCGUCUGUACGAGCAGCUGGAGGAGGCGCAGCGCCUCAAGUCGGACAUCGAUCGACGCGGUACCAGCAUUGCUGGCCUCCUGGGCAAACAUCUCAGCGCAGAUCUGUGCGCAGACUACGAUUACUUUAUCAAUAUGAAGGUCAAGCUGAUUGCCGACGCACGCGACCUGGCAGACAGGAUCAAAGGCGGCGAGGAGCAGCUGGGCGCCCUCACCGAUGCGCUAGUCCAAAGCGAUUGCUAAGUUGCCCCGACUGCCGGCCAAUUUUCCCAGCUGUCAACUCUAAGUUGAGAGCCGUCCGAGAGAAUUAUCCAGCCGUCCGCAAUAUGUAUUAGUUUAAAACGAUGUGCUUAAUUUCAACACCCACACUAUAUAGUAAUGUAUAAUUGUAUGUUCAUUUGUGAUUUUCAACUAGCUUGUAGAUUAAUUAUUCUAUGUAUCGGCCGCCUAAGCGUAAGCAUUUUUUUCAUAAUUAUCAAAGCAAAGAUAAACAUUAUGCAUUAAUAAAAUUAUAAAAACUA
Drosophila miranda is the source of this 5599-nucleotide messenger RNA. Its product is annotated as protein Shroom. Lineage: Eukaryota; Metazoa; Arthropoda; Insecta; Diptera; Drosophilidae. Gene Ontology annotation, cellular component: cortical actin cytoskeleton; apical junction complex; adherens junction. The record is from RefSeq and is a predicted model, not a curated record. Gene Ontology annotation, biological process: actin filament organization. The transcript is spliced from 10 exons. Gene Ontology annotation, molecular function: actin filament binding. The coding region runs from base 309 to 5321 and encodes 1670 amino acids.